Vicia villosa (hairy vetch) is the source of this 3357-nucleotide messenger RNA. RefSeq lists its product as uncharacterized. The record is from RefSeq and is a predicted model, not a curated record. The transcript has 2 exons. The coding region runs from base 2412 to 3278 and encodes 288 amino acids. Lineage: Eukaryota; Viridiplantae; Streptophyta; Magnoliopsida; Fabales; Fabaceae.
AAUAAUCUUUUACAACUAUAUAAAGGACAAUAAUAUUUAAUAGAUGCAAAGAGAAUUCAUACUUUAAAAAUAUAAAUUGUUAAAAUCAAUUUUUAAAUACGAAAGAAAAAGUAUGGUAAAAAUUGUCAAAUUUGUUUACAUUAUAAUUAUCUUCAUUUCCUUAUUACCGGUGCCAUCCAACUGUGGAAGGAGUAAUCCAUGGAGUAUUGCUAAAUGUGUAAAGGAUGAUAAUUGUUACGAUCUGCAUUAUUUGUGCCCGCCACCAAAGGUAACGAAGUGUGUCAAAAGAGUUUGCACGUGUUCUAGUGUGACCGCUCUCAUCUAUUAUGUUCCCGAAUAGUUCCGUAUUAGUUUCUUAUCUAAGCCUAUAAUUUUAUAAUCAUGCUAUAUAAUCAAUACACUUAUCAUCUUUCCCACCCUCAAUUCAUAUUUCUCUUAGAUUUUAAUUUUAUAUUAAUCUCAUAAAUGUCAUUCAAUUUAAAAAAAUAUAUAAAAAAAAUAAAAUUUUCAAUACCAUGAAGUUAAAAUCUAUUACAAUAACUACAUAUUUAUUAGAAGAUAUGUAUGUGUUUAAUAUUAUUAUGCAAGGUUAUAUUUAAUAAGAUUUACAUGUGAUUUAAAAUGAACUAGAAUAUAAUCUUUGUGAUUCACGGACAAAUAUUCAAAACUUAUUAAUUUGAAAUAUGAUAAAAAAUUAAAUUAAAUAAUUCAAAAGGUAGUAUAUAUUAUUAAGAAUUCUGAAACUGAAAUAUAUGGUAAUAAUAUUUUAGAACUUGAACUUUCAUAGUUAAUCUUCAAUGUUGUAUGCAUAUAUUUAAAUUUAAAUAUAAUACAACUUAUUCAUUAAAAAUAAAAUAUAGUAAAAUAAUAAAAAAAUAGUACAGUAGGCACUUAAUAUAGAACAUAUGUUUGUAAUUAUUUAGAAGAAAGUUUGCUCUUUUUUUGUUGUAAAUAUAUAUUGAUGUGUACUAAAAACAUUAAAGUUCUAAAAUGUAACAAAUUAGGUUUGAAUGUAUGGUAGAAAGCAAAAUAAGUUGUGGUAAUAUUCUUUAUCAUAAUUUUAAUAAAAAUUUAUGGUAAGAUAUAAAACAUUUAAAUAUUUAUAUAACAUUUCAUUUAUAAAUUUAUAUUUUAGAAUCAAUUUUAUAUAAUGCAAUUGAGUUUUAUUUAUUGUAAAACGUUAAUUUAAAAUGGGGCAAAAUGAAACAUCAAAAAUAAAAUACAAAAUUUUAAAAUUUAUCCGACAUAUAUAAAACAAAAUAAUAAAACAAAAAAGAAUAUUAAUUUUUUGAUAAACAGAAUGGUGUGAAAUUUUUUUUUUUGGUGAUUACAUGUUGUUGUAGAACGAUUUCUUGUUGAUGAACUUAGCAUUUGCUACUUCUAUAAAUUUUUAACAUAAGUAUAUUAUAUGUUAGGGUUUUGACAAAUUGUGGUUAAUUAUUAGAACUAUUAUAAAAAUUAGGAUUUUGAGAAAAAAAAUUAAGAUGUAGGCACAUUCUAUAAUAAAAAACUUUAUCUUGUAACAAGUUUGAAAUUUUAUUACAAGUUUUAAAUAUACUACGAGUCUCGUGAUUUUCUCAACGAAGCCUAGCAGAUAUCUACCAUUAUAUGGUGGCACGAUGGAACAAAGUUUUACUUUUCGAUUUGCUUUAAACAUAAUAUCACAUGAGUUAUUGACCUACCAAUAUGUGUCAAAUAUGUCAUACACUAAUCAUAACUUUGAUAAUGAUGGAAGCAUGAUGAUAUGUGUUCUGGACCGGUCCAAUUAUCUCAAUUGGGCCAAUCUAUUUUUUGGCCCAAGGAAUUAAGGUCAACACAUGCGACAGCCUUUCCUGGUUCACUCUGGGCAAACGCAAGACUUAACCGAGCACGCCCAAGCCUCGUGCUCGGCAACUGCCAGCUCGUGUGUUCCUUAGCCUUGCGCCUCGCAUGGGUCUUCAAAAGGUGGAGUCUUUUCCGCGUAGGAUAAUCCUAUAAAUAGUCCUCUAGCCCUAGAGGGCAAGGUAAUCUCUUUUUCACCCAAAAUCUCUCACUUUGUUGUUGUACCUUGUUGCCCAAACGCUUACUUUGGCAUCGGAGUGCCUUGCAGGUACUAUGAUAGAGAGUUAAUAUAGUUAUUUAUUAUUUUAUAUUAGUUGUUGUUUUGUAAUAAUUUUAGAAUGUUCUUAGGAUAUUGUAAGGUUGUUGAAUUGGGCUUUUAUAAGUUUGGGCUUUAUUAAUUUAUCCAUUAGGAGUACUAUAUAUUGUAGUCUCAUUGAGACAUUAGGGUAUAAGUGAAAAGAAAUGAAGUUUAAUUUUCUUAGUUAAUUUUUAUUGUCUUUUAUUUUUACAACCUUCUUUAGUUUUGUUAGGGUUCAUAUUAUAGCUUCCUAACAACUGGUGCUUUCAUUAAUGCAGUCAAUCUCCAAUCCAUGGCAUAUUCUUACUACAAUCAUCCAUUUUAUCCUACAUUCACUCAUUCACAUUAUUCCACUCCAACCAUCAUUUCUGCUCCACCAUCCAUAAAUCCACAUCCUCCAUGUUACUAUUCAUCCUCAAAUCCUCCAUUUUCAACUUCCACUCCACACCAACAACAUAUACCUUUUGCUCCACCUCAACCUCAACCUCAAAAUUUCUUCUCUCAGCCAGAAACACUUCGCCAACUAGAAAUCUUAAAACAAUAUAUAACAGAAACUCAUGAGAUGGCAACUAAAUCUAGGGAAGAAUUGAAAGAACAGAUUGAAAAUCUGAGUAAUUCUUUCAAAGCUUCAUCACAAGAGUUUUUAGAUGUCCAAAGAAAACGCUUAGAAAAGUUUAAAAAAAUUAUUAUUGAAACAAAACCAGAACAACAACAAGAGGAAGAAGAAAAAUUCCAUGAUUCACUACAACUGCUUCCGACUGUAAAUCCGAUAGUAUUUCCGGAGUCUUUUCCGGCAAAAUCGCCGACUCCAACAGUUUUUUUGAGAACUCCGGCAACAACUCUGAUAAGUAUUCCGGCAGCAUAUCCGACGACUGCUCAGUCAUUUUCUCUAAGAAAAUUUCCACGGUCAUCUCUGAAGAAAACAUAUCUAUUGUUGUCGCCAGGAAAAACAGAACCGUCACCGGCAGAAACAAUUGUGUUGCCACCUAAGCAGCCGGAUUCACCAAAACCGCCACCUAAACCACCAGAUCUGCAACAGGUAUUGUCAGCACCAGAACCGCCACCGUUCAACAUUUUACACCUUCGACCUCCAUCAAAACCACCAGAUUUUCAAUCAUCUCCACCUUCGAAACUACCACUAAGACCACUAGAUUUGUAGUUCCAUGAUUUUUAAAUAUUUCAUUAUUUUUAUUUUCUUGGAAAGGAAAAAAAGAGAGAGUAAGAAUUAAUGAGGAAGA